Molecule: messenger RNA, 1015 nt
Organism: Malania oleifera
Lineage: Eukaryota; Viridiplantae; Streptophyta; Magnoliopsida; Santalales; Ximeniaceae
Exons: 3
Coding region: 56-742 (228 amino acids)
Biological process (GO): rRNA base methylation
Cellular component (GO): cytoplasm
Molecular function (GO): rRNA (uridine-N3-)-methyltransferase activity
Source: RefSeq, a predicted model, not a curated record
AUGCCCCAGGCAAUCUAUUUAUAGGGGUGAAAAUUGAAGAAGCUCUCGCCACAGAAUGCUGGGAAUGGAAGAAUUGGGUCAACGGGAGUACUGUGGUGAGGGUGGGAAGGAGGAGACCAAAUGGAUAAAGCAUUACAGUAGCUCUCAUAGGAUACUUCUUGUGGGGGAGGGCAAUUUCUCAUUUGCAGCUUCCCUUGCCAACGCUUUUGGCUCUGCUUCCAACAUUAUCGCUACUUCUCUCGACCCCAAAGAUGAGGUACUGCGGAAGCAUCCAAGCGCGAGAGGCAACCUGGAAAGACUGGAGAGCCUGGAAUGUACCAUUAUUCAUGGAGUGGAUGCCCACACCAUGAGCCUUCACCCCGCCCUCUCCCAUCUCUCCUUCCACAGAAUUGUGUUUAACUUCCCCCACGCUGGCUUUCUACUCCCAGAAUACCAUCAUAUCCAAAUUCGGCUUCACCAGAAGCUAGUGAAGGGGUUCUUCGGGAGUGCAGGGGAGAUGCUGGCUGAGGGCGGAGAAGUGCACGUGACCCACAAGACGGCUCACCCAUUCAGCGAGUGGGAGAUAGAGGAGGUGGCAGGGGAGUGUGGGCUGAGCCUGGUUGAGAGGGUGGAGUUCUGUAUAUGGGAUUACCCAGGUUACAAGAACAGAAGAGGAGCUUCUCCUCGCAGCGACAGGACAUUUCCCGUUGGCGAAUGCUCUACUUUUAAGUUUUCCAAAAACAUCUCACCGCUCUUUACUUAACUAAGCUCCCCAACCUGACCAUCAUUUCUCCUUCCUCUUUCUCUGUCAAGCCCUCAGUAUUGAAAAUUUGGAACAUAAUUUGACACGAGUUUAGAAGGGGAGAAACUGUAGUAGUAGUAGUAGUAGUAGUAGUAAUACUCGUAGUGAUGAUGAUAGAUUGAGGAGGAAAGAGAUCUUAAACUUCUUGUCUUUGGCCUACAGUAUUGGAAUGCAAAGGUUAUUUUAUUACAAUGAGCAGGCGUGUGAGUGAUGACAAAAUUGGCAUCACAUUUU